AUGUUCACAAAACUAUUAAUUUGUUUUCUAGUAUUUAAAGUGGUGACAGCACAAAUAAAUGGCGAAUUCUGGUGGUUAAAUGACAAAUUGGCCAAGUUGAACAAUGUGGAACCACCGCGGCCCAAAUUCGAUGAAGUUGGUGAAUUUGAUACUGACGAGAGCGCCAAAGUUGUGUUUCGAGAUAGUUUGUACAAUACAGAAGAAGAAAACAGUUUUGACAUCACAACAGUUCGAACAGAACUUAGAGAAGCAAUAGUGUAUUUCAGGGAUAAUAGUAAACCUACAAAUCCAGUUAAUGUGAGUGAGGAGCUCGAUAUAAAUGCAGCUGAAAAUAAUGAAAUUAAUUAUGUAAAUAAACGUAAAACCAAAAAUUACAAUGAAGAUAUUCUUAACUUCAUAUUCCCUAGUGAUAAGGAAAUUCUAAAAGACGUGACUAUAAGUAACAGAACAUCAACAAUACUUACAUCAGAAAAUUAUACGGAAACAAAUAUUAACAAAAAUGAGACUUUUAAUGAUAAAAUAUUAUUUGAUACAAUCAAAGAAGUAUCGUUAACAGAAAAUAUUUGCACUUAUAUGAAGAAAAGCGAAUGCAAUCGCUAUAAUGGACUCCCUUACGCACCUGAAACCAGUCUUAACUCAAAAAGAUAUUCAAGAAAUUCUGAGAAAAUUUGUUGCAUUCUUCCAUUGACAAAACAAACAUCUUCUAAAAUAAGUUUUCCUGAUUCGAGCACCUAUAAUUAUAACCGUUUAAAACGAUCAACAAACGAAACGGAUAAAAUUAGUCCAGCGCUUAAGCAGAGAAACGUUUUGUUGCAAAGAAAAUAUGGAUCUCAAAUGCGGGGUACACAACGAGCUAUAUCAACAACACAAAAACCUUUACAGAAAAUUGUUACACCUGGCGAUGAUUACAUCGAUCCAUAUUUGAAUAUCAAAAACUCAAAUUUGAGGCCUCCUGAUAAACAACAAGAUUAUCAAACAGGAAGUUCCCAGCAGGAUAAUUAUAAUGAUUAUGUUGAGGAUUAUUACGCUCCAGAACUUCCGAAACCAGGUCUAGUAGGUCUUUAUUCCAAUCAUAGACCAUUAUACUGGACUUUUGUAAGUGCAAAUAAGUGGACACCUUACGAUAACGUUGAGAGCGGAGAAGAAAUCGAUUCUAUUGGUUAUCCAGCAAUUGAUCCUCGAGAUGGAUCUUCGACGACGGCUCCCAACUUUAAACGUAGACUUUUAAAACUAAAUACAAAUUCAAAGAACAUGUACAAGGCAAAAGAAAGUAAAGUCAGUUAUCACUCAAAUCCCGACUUCCAAGUGUUACAAAGAUUUAAACUUCCUAAUUUAAUGACUAGAAAUAAGCCCCGUCCAAUACAUAUUUCAAGUUAUACCUCAACGACAGAAAGUCUCGCAGAGAAUAGUGAAGCAGACCCUAAUUUUGAGUCGUACAUUGAUAACGAUUAUGAUGAUUAUAUUGACAAUAUGCAGCUAGCAUACAGGAAAUGUGGGAGAACAAGAGAAAAAAAUUUAGAAAAUUACAAUUGUGGCAAAGCGUUAGGCGAUGCUGCACGAGGAUCACACCCAUGGCUUCUUCUAGUGGUGCUGACCAAAAUGCAGAAAAGCAUACUUUGUUAUGCGACUCUAAUACAUGCACGUGCCGCCGUGACUGCUGCUGACUGCACUUAUGGACUCUCCCCUGGUGAUAUCACUAUUAUCGCUGGAGUAUGGGACCUUAAAGAAGAUAAUCAAGCCCAAUUGCAGCAUCGCUUGGCCUCUGUACACGUACAUCAACAGUAUUUACCUGGAAAAUUGGCUUAUAACAUAGCUCUUCUGUACUGGGAACGUCCGCUGAGACUAGGUUCAGGUGUACUACCCGCAUGCGUUACGGAUGCGAAUGUUAAAGCUACCUGCAUGUUCGUCGGAUGGGGUGGAUACGAUCAAGCCAUACAUCAACGUCCACGCUGGCAACGUGUCUCCAUUUUGUCUCCUCGAAAUUGCGUUGAACGAAUUUCUAUAGAUCAUGGAUAUGAUUUUCCAAUCGACGCGUUCUGUGCUUCUGUUGAAUUCAAGACUACUGUUACUGGUCUAGGCGGACCCCUAAUGUGCACAACUGGUGAUGUAUUCUCAGUGGUGGGUGUUGCUGUUUGGCGCGAUGAUGUAGUCGUACUGAUAAAAGUACGGGAAUGGGUGACAAAGGCCUUAUUAUCUUUCGAGGAUUGA
This is a messenger RNA of Parnassius apollo (apollo), 2208 nucleotides long. Lineage: Eukaryota; Metazoa; Arthropoda; Insecta; Lepidoptera; Papilionidae. The record is from the annotation of a GenBank genome assembly.